AUCAUGGCCGAGCAGUUGGUUCUUCGCGGCACCCUUGAGGGCCACACCGGCUGGGUUACCUGCCUGGCUACCUCGCUGGAGAACCCCAACAUGCUCCUUUCGGGUUCCCGCGACAAGACCCUCAUCAUCUGGAACCUGACGCGCGACGAGACUUCCUAUGGUUACCCCAAGCGAAGCCUCCACGGCCACUCCCACAUUGUUUCGGACUGCGUCAUUUCUUCCGACGGUGCCUAUGCCCUCUCCUCCUCGUGGGACAAGACUCUCCGUCUGUGGGAGCUCUCCAGCGGCGUGACCACCCGCCGCUUCGUCGGCCACACCAACGACGUCCUCUCCGUCUCCUUCUCCGCCGACAACCGCCAGAUCGUCUCCGGUUCCCGCGACCGGACCAUCAAGCUCUGGAACACGCUCGGCGACUGCAAGUACACCAUCACCGACAAGGGCCACACCGAGUGGGUUUCCUGCGUGAGGUUCAGCCCGAACCCCCAGAACCCCGUCAUUGUCAGCGCUGGCUGGGACAAGCUUGUCAAGGUUUGGGAACUCUCCACCUGCCGCAUCCAGACCGACCACAUUGGUCACACUGGCUACAUCAACACCGUCACCAUCUCCCCCGACGGCUCUCUCUGCGCCUCCGGUGGUAAGGACGGAACCACCAUGCUUUGGGAUCUCAAUGAGUCCAAGCACCUCUACUCUCUUACCGCCGGUGAUGAGAUCCACGCCCUAGUCUUCUCCCCCAACCGCUACUGGCUGUGCGCUGCCACGGCCUCGAGCAUCAUCAUCUUCGACCUGGAGAAGAAGAGCAAGGUCGACGAGCUCAAGCCCGAGUACAUGGAGGUUGGCAAGAAGAGCAGGGAGCCCGAGUGCGUGUCUCUGGCCUGGAGCGCCGACGGCCAGACUCUUUUCGCCGGUUACACCGACAACCGCAUCCGCUGCUGGGGCGUCAUGGCGAGGGCAUAGAGCGGUGGCUUAGCUUAGGAGUUGGCUGGCUGGCGAUGGACGUGUCACGAUUCAUUCUGUAGCAUGCCCAUGGGGAACAUAUAGUGCGGGAUGGUAUUGGGGA
Westerdykella ornata is the source of this 1057-nucleotide messenger RNA. RefSeq names its product WD40 repeat-like protein. Gene Ontology annotation, biological process: rescue of stalled cytosolic ribosome; positive regulation of protein phosphorylation. Lineage: Eukaryota; Fungi; Ascomycota; Dothideomycetes; Pleosporales; Sporormiaceae. The record is from RefSeq and is a predicted model, not a curated record. Gene Ontology annotation, cellular component: cytosol; nucleus. Gene Ontology annotation, molecular function: translation regulator activity; protein kinase C binding; ribosome binding. Bases 4 to 954 code for a protein of 316 amino acids. The transcript has 4 exons.